AUGUCUCUCUGCAAAAUAAGAUUGCAAGAGGAAAGAAAACAGUGGAGGAAAGAUCAUCCUUUUGGUUUCUUUGCUAAACCAGUUAAAGGAGCCGAUGGCUCAUUGGACCUAACGUUAUGGAGCGCCGGUAUACCUGGUAAAGCAGGAACAAUUUGGGAGGGUGGCGUCUAUCCGAUCAAGCUAGAAUUUUCAGAAGAAUACCCUUCCAAGCCACCUAGGGUCAGAUUUCCAAGCGGCUUUUACCAUCCCAACGUGUAUCCCAGUGGCACUGUGUGUUUGAGUAUAUUGAACGAAGAGCAGGAUUGGAAACCGGCAAUUACUAUGAAGCAGCUUUUAUUGGGUGUACAGGAAUUGCUAGAUACACCGAACCCAGAAUCACCAGCCCAAGAACCAGCUUGGAAAGCGUUUAGUAAUGAUCGGCAGUCAUAUAUAAAGAAAGUGAAGGAGCAAGCAAGAAAGUAUACAACUAUGGAUUAA
This is a messenger RNA of Lodderomyces elongisporus, 477 nucleotides long. RefSeq names its product E2 SUMO-conjugating protein (gene UBC9). Bases 1 to 477 code for a protein of 158 amino acids. NCBI's taxonomy places the organism in Eukaryota, Fungi, Ascomycota, Pichiomycetes, Serinales, Debaryomycetaceae. Gene Ontology annotation, molecular function: SUMO conjugating enzyme activity. The record is from RefSeq and is a predicted model, not a curated record. Gene Ontology annotation, cellular component: nucleus. The transcript has a single exon. Gene Ontology annotation, biological process: protein sumoylation.